This is a messenger RNA of Planococcus citri (citrus mealybug), 1414 nucleotides long. Its product is annotated as mitochondrial 2-oxodicarboxylate carrier. The record is from RefSeq and is a predicted model, not a curated record. NCBI's taxonomy places the organism in Eukaryota, Metazoa, Arthropoda, Insecta, Hemiptera, Pseudococcidae. The coding region runs from base 235 to 1131 and encodes 298 amino acids. The transcript is spliced from 8 exons.
AUGAUUAGCAAACAAGAAGUGUUUGGUAAACUGAUAAUAAAAUGUCCUUCAUUUUCGUCCAUCAACGUAAUAAUUUAUUAUACAGCGAAGCUAGUACGAAUUAUUAUUAUUUUUUUUUUUACCAAGUUUAUAUUCUAAUGUUCUAAUAAACGUUGAAGACUAUUCGUGUUUUGUGCGAGGUAAUGACUACGUAAAACCGGUAUAACAAUUGAAUGAUAGGUAGAUAAAUUCAGCAUGGAUUCGAAUUACUUGAAGCAAGCAGCGAUGCAAGUUUCUGCUGGAGGUUCAGCAGGUUUUAUCGAAGUAUGCAUUAUGCAACCCCUGGACUUGGUCAAAACUAGGUUACAAUUGCAGAAAAACACAGGCCCUUCGACGCAGCUUUAUAAUGGUGUAUUUGACUGCUUGAGGAAGAUGUAUGCCAGCGAAGGAUUUUUAUCCUUUUAUAAAGGCAUUAUACCACCUAUCAUGGCUGAAACGCCUAAACGAGCUGUAAAGUUCUUGACCUUCGAACAAUAUAAGCAAUUUUUCAUGUUUGGGUCUGCGAGUCCAACACCUCUGACUUUCUCGUUAGCUGGAAUGGGCGCAGGAAUCACCGAAUCAAUUCUAGUCAACCCCUUCGAAGUGGUAAAAGUUACGCAACAAUCUAAUCGAUCAAAAAUGAGCGAAGUACCCAGUGCCUGGAAAGUGACCAAAGAAAUCAUUAAAAAAGACGGUUUCGGAUUCAGAGGUAUUAAUAAGGGUCUGUUCGCUACCAUUUGUAGAAAUGGAUCUUUCAACUGUAUAUAUUUCGGAUUCUAUCAUUCAGUAAAAGGAAUCAUACCCGAGCAAAAAGAUCCAUUGGUAGAAUUUCUGCGUAGAAUUGGAAUUGGUUUUGUAUCCGGUACGUUGGGCUCUUGUUUCAAUAUACCAUUCGAUGUAGCCAAAAGUCGAAUCCAAGGUCCUCAGCCUGUACCCGGACAAAUAAAAUACAAAAAUACUUUCGCAACUAUUUCGUGCGUUUAUCGCGAGGAAGGUUGGAAAGCUCUUUACAAAGGACUGGUACCCAAAGUGAUGCGGUUAGGCCCCGGAGGUGCUAUUUUAUUAGUCGUCUAUGAACAUGUUUAUGAUCUGUUGAAGGAAAAGUUUCCUUAGGAUAGCUUCUGAAUACUCGUACUUGGACAAAAUAAUUUUGUCGUAUAUAUUGCUCAUUAUUUUUGUUAAUUAUUUGAAUACGAAAAUUGAAACUAUGCUCGAUGCAUUUUUUCAAAUUGGUGCUGUUUCGAACAGUAUCAUUUUCAGGUGUUGAUUAAUUAUUACGGUAUAUUUCAAGGUGUGGAAUUUUAAAUCGUUUUAUUGUAUGUGUACUUAAUACUCAUAUUUUUAAUGGUACUUAAUUCUCAUCCUUUUUGACAAUUAAAUGUUCAUUUUCAUUGUU